This is a messenger RNA of Pocillopora meandrina, 2265 nucleotides long. The record is from the annotation of a GenBank genome assembly. Lineage: Eukaryota; Metazoa; Cnidaria; Anthozoa; Scleractinia; Pocilloporidae.
AUGUUGCUAUCCAUCAUUGGUAACACUCUUGUGUUAGUCGCCAUAUUGAAGACGCCAUCGCUUCGUUCACCUUCCGUCAUUUUUCUCUGCAAUUUGGCUCUUUCAGAUCUUCUUGUGGGAUUGGUGGUACAACCAGUUUAUAUGGUAGAACAAAUGGUAAAAACUGUUCCAAAACUACAAGAAGCAGUAGGAGGAAUGGGAUUUGCUGGGUGCGGUGUCUCUCUCUCGACAAUGACAGCCAUAACAGUGGAUCGUUUCUUAGCUCUCCACUAUCACCUGCAGUACCCAAAUUUAAUGACAACAAGCCGGGCAAUCUAUACAAUAGUAACUAUUUGGUGUAUCAUCACGUUAUUCUCUUUUUCAGUUCUUUGGUCGCCGCGUAUUUAUUAUUUUCUUGUAGCUUUUUGUAUCACAAUUUGCCUUUUAGUUUGCUUGGUUUGUUUCAUCAAGAUUUACCGAAUUGUUCGCCGGCAUCAGGUGCAAAUUCACGUUCAACAACAAGCAGUGGAAAAUUCAACUGAUACAAAUAAACAGCAAAUACGACAAUCAACAAAGAGUGCGAAAAAUAUCUUCAUAUAUUUCCUCGUCAUGAUUUUAUGCUACACUCCAUGGUUUUUUGUUUAUAUUAUUUCAGCCAUUAAUAAUUUAAACUUGAUAGUUCUCCGGACCUUUCCGGUUACUGUAGUGUUCGUGAACUCGUCUAUCAAUCCAUUUCUAUAUUGCUGGCGUAUUCCCGAGCUCCGAACGACAGUUUUUAAAACAGCAAGGCUUUUAUUUUGUAGAGAAAUGGAUUAAAGCGCUUCAACCUAGAAACAAGUCAUUGUACAAAAUCUAAAUGUAUUGUAGAAACAAAGUGUUCUAAUCAUUGUGACUCUUAAGGCUAUGACAUCAUAAGAUAUUUCAAUUCGUGUUUUCGCGUUGAUCAACCAUCAGGUGAUCCUUCCCGUUUUAGCCGAAGAUCUGCACGAACAAAACCGAAAAAGAAAGAAGCAAAAGAAAUGCGGCGAAUUAUAGUUCCACUAGACAAUAAGGGUGAGCAUGGAUUUUGAAAAGGGGAAAGUAACAAAUGAAUUUUCUGCUCUAUAAUUAUAUGUAGGCGCACUAAUUUUCAACACUUUUAGCUCUAAACGUUAUUGUGAGAGGACAACUUUUGUAAUAUUAUAUACUAAACAUAAAUGUGACACUUAUAAAGCCUGUAUCAAAUACCUUGAUAAGGUCUAAAAAAAAAUCAGUUAUAAGAACUAAUCCUGACUCUCCCCAGUUUAACUGUGGAUAACCAGUUUCAUUAAGGAUUUCCUUUGCGUGAAAAUUGCAGUUUUGAUUUUGGUUCGUAUGGGAGAAACCCAUGCUGCUCAUCAACGCAGUUGGCCAGCACAUCAUUCAUCAUGCCUAGUUAUUAAACAUUUAAAACAAACAUUCAAAAAAUCUAGAUAUCGACAAUAGAAGAUUUAUAUUCGCUCGCAAACUCAAUCCGUCAACUGCUCUUCAUCAUAUUUCUGUUCUUUUAAGCAUAACCGCUAUCUUCCCUCGAACUCCAGUGCGCAUGACCAUGUUGAUGACAACCUGACUUACAACAGAGAUAAAUCCUCCGCUUGUUAAUGAAUGCAUAGUAACUAAGCCAAAGAUGACUUGGCCAGAUGUCGCAUAAAAUGAAGACGUUCAGUUUGCGUCUCGGGAUUCCAUCAAUACAUUCGCCAGCCAUGGAUUAAUGGUUUUUUAAACAAAUGAAGUUGUUACGGAUUAAAGCCCACAACAUUUUAACUUUGCAUAUUGUGUUUCUUAAAUACUUUCUGCAUGAUUUUUUGCCUCACGUUUUCCUUAUUUAUUUUUUUUUUUUUUUUUUUUGAGUACCGCACGAUUGCCGGGUCAAAUAGAAGACUUAGCUCUUCGUUUAACUAAAAGCCAAAGUCGUCAUAAGGUACCACAUAGUAAUGAAUUCAUUUUCACGCCGAUUUCUGCCAGUCGGAAUGCACUGUGUGAGUUCAUUGGCAUAUUGAUCGAGCUUUCUUUUUACGUUCAAAGAAUAAUUUUAGAACAAUUUUAGUGUAGGGGUAGUUUAGGGUAGCUUCUUUUAUCCUCGCUAUUAGAGGAGACACAUUUGAGUUAAAUUUUACUAGUUCGUGUUUGCCUCACUUCUCAGUGAGUGAUAAUGAAUUUACAAACAAACCAGUUAGAUUCAUCUGUUAUUUUUGUACGUGGAAAGCAUCUUUUGUUCUCCACCUUUGGGUAAACAAAAACCUUUAUUUCAGGUCAUGUACGUAUUAG